CUUCAGUCUGAUCAGAUCAGAGUCACGCAGCGCUGCUGUCUGUGGGUUGGUCCGCGUCUGUUUUCUGUGAAAGAGCGGAAUCACGCGUGUUUCAGCGCAGGUUUACAGGCUGCUGGUCUCCUGUGCCACACACUAUGUGACCAAACACCUUCGUCUGUUCUCAGCUUGUUCCGGCCGGCAGUAGAGUCGAUCAGACGGGAGCUCGAGGUCUGUGUUAAAAUGUCUGCGUGUGGAGAGUUUGCAGAGCACGUGUGGAAACCAGGCUCCUGUAAGAACUGCUUCCAUCCGCGCAGCGCUCACGGACAGACCGGCACGGCGGGAGGCGCUGGUGUCCGAACGAGUCUGAUCGGGGAAGACGAGGGUGGGGUAACGUCUCCCUCUCCGUAUAUUAAACCCACCAUCGCUGUCAGACCCACCAUGAUGAACAUGGACGUCACAGUGGAGGUCAAGACGGAAAUGAAUACAGAACAGAACAACCAGAAGACCUCUGUAGGACUGAAGAAAGCUCUGGAUUUGGCUCCUCUGUACAUCGAUAGCAAUGGAUGUAAUAAAUCUCUCAGAGAAACCAUAAUACAAAACGGCAUCUCUGUAAAGAAGUUCUCCCCAAACGUUUGUUCUCCCACUGGAUUAUCCAAAGACUGCAUGAUUAUCAGCAAUAUAUUUAUGAGUCAAGAAGAUGGCUGUGUUCAACACAGUCUAAAAGAGAUUGGGAACAGUGACUCCUAUAGACAGAUGACCAAAGCGGUCAAGAGCACUUACGCCAAUGGAGAUCUAUGUCUUCACAACAGGACUGGAAACAGUGAUGGAGUUACAAGUCCUCUAAGGGCAUCCGUAGAGGAAAGGCAAGCCAGAACCACACCAGGGAAUAUGGUUAACGGAUCGUCCAAUGAGACGCCAGGUACUUCACCGUCUCCGAUUACUCCAGACUCCUUCCACGAAAGCCUAUCAGCCUUGUGCUCCAAUCGGAGCAACGUGGAUUCAUUAGUGGGACUCCGGAGUCCUCAGAAGUCUCCAAGCGUUCCACCAAACGGGCUUGAGGAAAGUGAGCCGAUCUAUGCUGAGAGCACCAAGAGGAAAAGACAACUCGAUGCUCAAUGCGACGGGAAGGCUCCGCAAUCCUCCGAGUCUGAAACCGAAGUCAACGUAAGCGACAAUCAAAGAGCGACUAUUACUGUCGUCGCCGCCCAUACUGAGGAAAACAACCGGACGUUUUACCUGAGCAGCCCGGAUUCGGCCGUAAGCACACAAUGGACCCACUUCAGCCCAACCGCGCCCAAAGACCCAUCAUGCCCGGCGUUCACUUGGCCAAAUGCUCCUGAUGUCACUGAAACAACCCAACCCAAGCCUCGAUCCAGUCCCCCAGUUCCUCCUAAGAUCAGCACCCGUCCACCAAGACUUGGUACCUCCAGUCUCUCCUUACCGUUACCCGAGCUCAGCUUUCACGUGGUUCUUCCUCCAAAUCAGAUGACCUCGCAAGUGGACACCAAUGCUCAAGCCGUCCGAAACAAGUCCAACAGCGCCACGAGUCUGGAGGGAUGUAUUGACGAGGUGGAAGACGAGGUUGAGUCCAAGAGAUUGGGCUCUUAUGGUGGGCUAGGCGACUCCAUCAAUGCUCCUGCUGUUCCGUCCAGAGAAUGGAUGAGUGAGAGCAGUGCAGUGCCAGGCACUGCCAUCAAAAGCACCAGUCAAAUACCGGCAGAGGAUGGUAGAGCCAAAGAGAGCUUGCUCUUGAGCCCGUCUCCUCUCAUCCACUCCAGUGAACCCAACACCGAUCCCACACCACCUCCGCCGCCUCCCAAAAAACACCACCGGGUGUGUAAGCGUCUGAGUGGCAGUAAUAUGGAUCUGGAGCGCGUCGGUCAGCAGGGGUCAGUGGAGAAUCUCAGCCAAUCACUGCGAGGACUGAACUGCUGCACCAGUGCAUCCAGCGACAGCCUGCAGGCGCUCUCCGACACCGGUGAGCUACACACGGACACUGCUUAUUUCGGUGAUGAGAAGGGAACAUCAGACGCCGCUCUUCCUCCUGAUCUUCAGGCUCACAGCUGUGAUAGGCUGUCGUACUGGCGUUUUCUGAUGGUUUCCCUCAUGAAGUCACUGAUCUUCAUCUGCAGGCCUAUAUUAACGCGUCACAAACCACUGAGAGACUCCAUCACAGGAUCUGAUGAUCUUUGA
Molecule: messenger RNA, 2172 nt
Organism: Sinocyclocheilus grahami
Lineage: Eukaryota; Metazoa; Chordata; Actinopteri; Cypriniformes; Cyprinidae
Product: tyrosine-protein kinase SgK223
Exons: 6
Coding region: 220-2172 (650 amino acids)
Biological process (GO): protein phosphorylation
Molecular function (GO): protein kinase activity
Source: RefSeq, a predicted model, not a curated record